Messenger RNA from Racocetra persica, 213 nucleotides. The record is from the annotation of a GenBank genome assembly. NCBI's taxonomy places the organism in Eukaryota, Fungi, Glomeromycota, Glomeromycetes, Diversisporales, Gigasporaceae.
CGCUAGAUCUUGAUCGAUAUGAUGUAACACUAGACUUUGAUAUAGACACGGGCAUACGCAAUUUUCUGAUUUUGACAUUCAUGAUGGAUUUUUUUCUGUUUUCACCACCGCUAUUGCAAUCUGCGGAAAAUGGAACUUGCCCGGAUAACCCUAACAAUAUUCCCCUUUAUUGGUGGAACGUUGGAGUAGCCUCUUUGUUUAUUUUCGUCAGCG